ACAUAAAGUCGAUUCUAACCAAAUUUAUUAAACCCAUAUUGAGCAAAACCAGUAGAUUUUUUUAAAAUAUUUUUUCGGACAUACCCGAGCUAUAUGAAAAUUGAAUUCUUCUUCUUCCACAACAAUCACUCGAACAACCGGUCUGACUGACAACGAAACAAAGUACCACGAAUUUGGAAGGUUCUUUUUUUGUAAAAAGUGAAGGGGAACAUAUUGCACAAUCUCUUUUUUCGUUAAUAAAUAUGGGAGAUACUCAUUUAGACAAUCCUCCUAAGUGCUACCAAAGUAGGAGAAUAACCUUGUCGGCGUGUCAUCGACUACAUAGUCAAUAUUUAAGUGACGAAGAAAAUGCGAAAAUUUACGGAAAAUGCAACCAUGUGAACGGACACGGCCACAAUUACGUUGUAAAAGUCACUCUCUAUGGGGAGAUUGACAAAAAAACGGGAAUGCUGAUGAAUCUUACCGAUUUAAAAAAAUGCAUGGAAGAAGCAAUUAUGGUGCCAAUGGACCAUAAGAAUUUGGAUAAAGAUAUUGAUUUUUUCAAAAUCUGCCCAAGCACAACAGAAAAUGUUGCCAUAUUCAUUUGGAAGCAAAUGCAACAAAUUAUGGACCGACCCAAACUUCUUUACGAAGUCGAGAUACACGAAACCGAGAAUAACAUCGUCAGAUAUAGAGGAGAGUGAAUCUGCAUUCAAGACAUUCUAUUUUUUUAUUAUAUGUAAUAUAUUAAUCUCAAAAUAGAUCAAUUUACAUUCA
Cylas formicarius (sweet potato weevil) is the source of this 756-nucleotide messenger RNA. RefSeq names its product 6-pyruvoyl tetrahydrobiopterin synthase (gene purple). NCBI's taxonomy places the organism in Eukaryota, Metazoa, Arthropoda, Insecta, Coleoptera, Brentidae. Bases 243 to 683 code for a protein of 146 amino acids. Gene Ontology annotation, cellular component: mitochondrion. The transcript has 3 exons. The record is from RefSeq and is a predicted model, not a curated record. Gene Ontology annotation, molecular function: 6-pyruvoyltetrahydropterin synthase activity. Gene Ontology annotation, biological process: tetrahydrobiopterin biosynthetic process.